Molecule: messenger RNA, 429 nt
Organism: Symbiodinium sp. CCMP2456
Lineage: Eukaryota; Dinophyceae; Suessiales; Symbiodiniaceae
Source: the annotation of a GenBank genome assembly
AUGGGAUGCUCGGGAUCGAAGGCGCGUGCAGCCCCGAUGGCAGAGACGCGCCCGGACCCGGAGAACGAGGCAGUGGAGAAGCCCGAGGAUGCUCCAUCGCCCGUGAUAGAGGAGGUCUCCGCCGCGAUCCCCGAGGAGCAUCACCCUGAGGCGAAGCAACGGCUCCCUGAGGUGAUGGAAGAGGCGGAGGACACAGAGAAAGAGGCCCACUUCACUCCGGAGCCCCACGUGCCGGAGGUACUGCAGCAGGAGACGGAUGUCAUGCCGGAACCUGUGAAAUCCAUGGACAGGGAUGCGCAUGAUGAUGGAGAGACGGUGACAACGGCACCGAAAGAGGACGACUCGGUGGUGCCUGGAACAGAGGACAAGCUUGAAGAUGCACCGGACUUUCCACUUUGUGGCUUCUGCAGGGGCUGGCAAACAGUCUAA